Diuraphis noxia (Russian wheat aphid) is the source of this 5085-nucleotide messenger RNA. Its product is annotated as band 3 anion transport protein-like. Gene Ontology annotation, molecular function: monoatomic anion transmembrane transporter activity; solute:inorganic anion antiporter activity. NCBI's taxonomy places the organism in Eukaryota, Metazoa, Arthropoda, Insecta, Hemiptera, Aphididae. Gene Ontology annotation, biological process: regulation of intracellular pH; bicarbonate transport; monoatomic anion transport. The record is from RefSeq and is a predicted model, not a curated record. Gene Ontology annotation, cellular component: plasma membrane.
UCACCCUUGCACAAACCACACCACCGUUCGGCGGACGCCGACUACCACCAACCGCAACCGCGUUUCGAGACGAACAAUUUCACCCCCAUCGGGUCGGGUCGAUCGCAUCAACAUUAUACUAUUACUAUUAUCAUCAUCAUUACAAUAGCUCCGUUGUUUUGAGCGUUUACGCAUAAUAUGUCCGUCCGAAUGGUCGAAUUUUGACGACGUACUAUCGACUAUGAUUAUAGUGUAUAACAACAGACUAGUACAACCACUGCGAACAACGGAACGAAACGCAACCCGACGACAACGACCGUCAUCGCUGCCACCGUCGUCGUAGCGGACCGGUCGGCGAUCGUCACUCCACAGUCGUGACUCGUCAGUCAGUCGGUCGACGUCGGAUGGUUAUGYGCGUUUCGUUACCCGUAGUCCACGCUCAACACACUGCACGCGUUUUCGUUUGUACCACGACGACGAAUAACUCUUCUUCUCACUCACUCGGAUACAAACUCUCUCUACUCUUUUCUUAUCGCUUAUCCUCACUUUUUUUUUGCUACGGUCCAUUCUUGUAUCCCGACCAUACGUGUCUUUCCAUUCUGUUAACAAACAUAUCAUCGUCUUGUCGAAUCGAUUGUAUUUUUUUUCCUAUAAGUGCUGACUGUAUAAUGUUAUAGUGACAAAGUUUGUUUUUAAAUUAUUUAAAUACAUAUUUUGGUUUUUAUUAAUUACUUACUUAUAUCUGAUAUCUACGUAUUUAUCUACUAAUCAUCAUCGGAUUCAACAAAUUUCGCGUCGGGUGARGUACUUAAUUACACCAGAACGGCACUCGCACUCUCAGGAUUACCGGAAGGGACGCCGGUACAACGAUCAAUGAGCUCGACCUAUCGGCCAGCGAGGAUUGGACGAACUCCCAGAAAAAAGAUUCCUCAACGAAUACGAAUUCAAUUUUUUUUACCGUUUGGUAAAAUUGAGUACCAAUUACAAGAUUAAUAAAGGAUACGUUAUUAUUUUUCAACAUGAGUGCAAACGAAAAGAGACACAGGGCCGAACCCAGCUCAUCGAUGGAUCAUGCGAAUAUUACUGCUGAAAGCAGUAAAUCCACAAAUGAAGUGAAUCGAGACGCAAACGAUCUAGAUGAAGAGAUGGAACGUGUAUUUGCUGGUGUUUCCAGUGGAGCCGAUGCUAACCGAUUUGGUUUGUCCAGAUUUUCUAGCGAUCGGUCGCCUCGGCCUGGGGAUAGGCGAUUUAGUGAAGAUGAUUAUACUGUUCAUCGAAAUAACAGCCGAUCGCUCGUUCACAUACCACUAAAAUCUAUCCCAAAAUCCAUAAGGAAACAAUCUACUACAUCAAUUAAAUCAAGAGAUCAAGAKACGGAAUUUAAGAGGACUGAUGAUCAUAGAGAUGUAACAGAUUCUGAUAGUGCAAUGAGCCCGCCAACCAUAAGUCAGCAAACGUCCAGCAACAGCGGCGCGUUACUUUCCAUGACUGCUGGCGUUAGUCCAAACUUUGUAGACAUUGAAUCAGAUGGUUCGAGGGUCGAAGACGGACUUUUGAGUAGUGAAUGUGAUACUCCUAUGUACGAAAAACCAAAAUUCAGUCACUAUUUCCGACAGGACUCCGUGGACAAACACGUUCAGUUUAACAUUGAUGAGAAAAAUGAAGAAGAAGCUUACAAUGAACAUAGAGAACUUGGUAAAAAUGCACAAGAAGAACCACUUCAAGAACUUAAGAAAAAGAAACGUAAACACAGACAUCAUCAUCGUCAUCAUAGUCGACAUAGGAAUAAUGAACGAGACAUUUUUAUACCAAAGGAUGAUUUACAAAUCGAUGAAAAUUUAGAUGAGUUCAUUCAAGACGAUUUAACAAGUCAUCGAUACGACUGCAAUAAAGAAAAACGGAGAUUCAGCGGCAAAAAUAAAAGUUCCUUUUUGGUUCCGUACGCUGGAGAUAUAGAGGGGAAUUUAAUCACAGGCUUGCCAAUAAAAGUGAUUAAGAAAUACGUAGAUCAUAGUCCUCAUGCGGUUUUUGUUCAACUAGACGAGUUAAAAGGUACUGGAGAAGAACGGGAAUGGAAAGAAACUGCUCGGUGGAUAAAGUACGAGGAAGACGUGCAAGAAGGCACGGACAGAUGGGGACGUCCACACGUGGCGUCUUUGAGUUUCCAUUCAUUGUUGAACGUGCGGAGAUCUUUGGAGUCAGGUGUGAUUUUACUGGACUUGGAAGAAAAAGAUCUACCUGGUGUUGUAUAUCGGGUGGUUGAACAAAUGGCUAUCGAGGAACUUAUUAACCUAGAAGACAAAUCUGCGGUCAUGAGAUUGUUGUUGCUUAGACAUAAACACGUUCAACAAGACAGCGACAAGUUUAGUAGGUUUAUUAGACGAAAUACAUCCAGCUACACAAGUCUUACGCAAUUUGAGGCAGAAUUUCUGGCUAAGCGGUCGGCAUCACUUACACACAAUAAUCUGAAUGACGAUGGAAAGUCAAAAAUGAAAAGUACUGUUUCGAGUCAUGAAAUGCAUUCAAGCCCUAAAUUUGGAUUUAACAAUAACAACAACAAUCGAUCUUUCCUAGACUUGGAUAAAAAUCAUAUUAAUAUUGAUAUGAAAGAAGAGACUUAUACCUCAUCAACCGAAGACAUGGUGAAAAGAGCUCAAAAGGAAAGUAUUCUUAAACGAAUACCAAUUGGUGCUGAAGCUACUACGGUGUUAGUUGGUUCUGUAGAUUUUUUAAAAAAAAGAACUGCAGCUUUUGUACGUUUAGCUGAAGGUAUUGUAAUACCUUCAUUGACUGAAGUUACAAUACCAGUACGAUUUAUGUUUAUACUUUUGGGUCCUCCUGAUCCAAAGGAUAUCGAUUAUCAUGAAGUUGGAAGAUCGAUGUCAACUUUAAUGUCAAAUUCUGAAUUUCAUUGCAAAGCGUACAAAGCGGCAGAACGUAAAGAACUGAUAAGUUUACUGAACGAGUUUCUCGACAGCAGUAUUGUAUUGCCACCAUGUGAUUGGGAAAGAGAAGAAUUACUAUCUUUACGAGAACUCAAGGAAAAAAGCGAACAGAUCAAGAGGCGUAAAACACGCGCAGCUUCACAAAAAGUCGCGACCUUAACUUCAAUUUCAAGUGAAAAGAGCGACGAUAACAAAGAUGACCCUUUGAGACGGACCAAAAAACCUUGGGGAGGUUUAGUGAAGGACAUUAGACGUCGAUUACCGUACUACAAAUCCGACUUCAUUCAAGGGUUAAAUUUACAGUGUAUAGCAUCUGCAAUAUUCAUAUACUUUGCUGCUCUGUCAGCAGCAAUCACAUUUGGUGGUCUUAUGGCGGAUAAAACCAAAAAUUUCAUCGGGAUAUCAGAAACUUUAGUUGCCACAUCUGUUUCUGGUGUCAUAUUCUCCCUGUUUUCUGGACAGCCGUUAUUGAUAGUAGGAACUACUGGACCUUUAUUGCUCUUUGACGAAGCAUUAUUUAUUUUUUGUCGCAGUAACGACAUUGAAUUCUUACCUAUGAGAGUUUACAUUGGCAUAUGGUUGGUAAUCAUUGCACUAAUUGUUAGUUGCGUCGAAGGCAGUGUKCUAGUAAAAGUAUUCACAAGGUUUACGGAAGAAAUUUUUGCGUCACUCAUAUCGCUAAUUUACAUAUGGGAGAGCUUAUCAAAAUGCUUUAACGUAUUUAUCAAACAUCCGCUAUUACCAUUGAAGGAGUAUUGUAAAGAAAAUAAUUUGUCAGGCAGUGAAAAUUACAUUUCUCUCUCAAACUCUACUUCCUAUAAUUCUACAUACAACGAUACAGAAUUGUUUAACCCAAUAGAUCAUCAACCUAUGAUCACAAAGCAGCCAAAUACUGCACUACUGUGCACUAUCUUAGCACUGGGAACAUUUUUCGUUGCUUAUUACCUUCGACAUUUCAGAAAUAGCAAAUUUCUUGGAAGAAAUAUUCGUAGAGCGUUGGGUGAUUUUGGCGUGCCCAUAGCCAUUAUAUCGAUGGUAGCCGCUGACUAUUUCAAUUCAACUACUUAUACAGAAAAGCUCAAAGUUCCUGAAGGUUUGACKCCGUCGGAUCCAACAGCACGUGGGUGGUUCAUAUCACCCAGCGGAUUAAAAAGUCCCGUUGAACCCUGGGUGCCUUUCGUUGCAAUUGUGCCGGCCAUACUCGUCUAUAUUCUCAUGUUUAUGGAAACCCAUAUCAGCGAGCUAAUUAUUGCCAAAAAAGAACGCAAACUUCAGAAAGGUAGCGGGUUUCACUUGGAUAUCGUACUAGUAAAUUGCAUCAAUCUGAUGUGCGGCGUGAUUGGUGCUCCAUGGAUGAGCGCCGCGACUGUCAGGUCCGUUGCUCAUGUGUCAUCACUAACAGUGAUGAGCCGAACUCAUGCUCCCGGUCAAAAGCCUCAUAUCAUCGAAGUAAAAGAGCAAAGAGUCAGCUCUCUUUUAGUGUCCGUAAUGGUUGGUUGUUCAGUCGUCAUGUCUCCUUUACUGCGAUUGAUUCCAAUGGCUGUACUUUUUGGCGUAUUUCUGUACAUGGGAAUAUCGUCCAUAGAUGGUAUACAGUUUUUCGAACGUCUCAAAUUAGUUUUCAUGCCUGUGAAACAUCAUUCAGAAGCACCGUACGUUCGCCAUGUACAGACAUAUAAAAUGCAUCUAUUCACUGGAAUUCAACUCGUAUGUUUAUGUAUUUUGUGGAGCGUUAAGUCGUCAUCAUAUUCUUUGUUUUUUCCGUUUUUYUUAAUCAUGAUGAUUCCUGUUCGAUCUCAACUAUGUGAUAAAUUAUUUACUACAAAAGAAUUACGAGCACUGGACAGUAACGAGCCCACCAACAUGGCUAAUGACGAAGAUGAACCCGACUUCUAUGCUGAAUCUCGACUACCGGGAUAGUAAUAUUUUAUUGACUGUCGUAAUACACUUUUUUCUUUCUUUAAUUCAUGUUUUGUUUAUUAAAAUGUUGUGACAAUUUACGUUCGACAACAUACCUAAUAUGGUUUGGAAAAAUAUCGCAUGUUUGACUUUAUUAUGCUUACAACUGAAACUUUUACAUAAAUCAGAUAACAAUUUUAAAUAUCCCCAAUCUUUCAGAACAUUUUUUUCUACUGUACAUAUAUCAUUACUUAAAUAUUGA